Molecule: messenger RNA, 2265 nt
Organism: Capsicum annuum
Lineage: Eukaryota; Viridiplantae; Streptophyta; Magnoliopsida; Solanales; Solanaceae
Product: transmembrane and coiled-coil domain-containing protein 4
Exons: 15
Coding region: 146-2128 (660 amino acids)
Source: RefSeq, a predicted model, not a curated record
AAAACUUUUUAUCUAAAUUCGACAAUAAACAAUUCCACCGCAUGAAAACCAAAAUAACUAAAACAAAAACACCAAUCUUCUUAAAACUCAAAGAAACUUAAACAAAAUUAAUCAAUCAAUACCAAUAAUCCCAUCAAAAUUCACCAUGUCAUCUUCAAUGUUAACCCCAACACACAAAUAUGCAGCGGGUGCAUUAUUUGGGCUGGCCCUUCACCAGGCCCAGAUCCAUCAAACAUGUCCAUUGGGCUUUCCGGAUCCCUCGCCGGCAGAAGAACGUAGUAGCAGUUGUAGCAGUAAUGAUUCCGUUUCCGAUGACCCGCAACUUUGGGCUCAUCAAUCCUCUGACCUUCUAAGACCCAUCUUCAAAUGUUUAGAGAUUGAUGACAAGGCAUGGUCUGGACUAGAGGAAACUGCUGCCUCUACACCACCGAAGCAUCAUGUUGGAGCGUUUCUAAGGUUACUGUCUGAAGAAAGUAAUGAUGAUUCUUCAGAAGCAGCAGAGAUGGAACUUGCUUUGGCAAAUGGGGUUGAUGCCAUGGCAUCAAGCAUGGAGAGAACUUCUGAUUAUGAGUCUAAGAAGGAGAAGAGUCGCGAGUAUAAGAACGAAUGUCAGGAGAAGCUAUCAAUUGCUGAUGUGAAGUCCAAGGCUGAUGUGGAAGGUACGAAUGUUGAAAAUCAAGAGAAAAGCGAGAAACCAUCUAGCAUUGCAGGGGCUCAUUUGAAGUCUGUUAGUGGAUCUGAUGAAAAACCUGUGGAAGAGGUAUCAAUGCUUGGAUACACUAGGAAGGUAACCAUUCUACAUGAACUUCUUUCAGCUUGUCUUGCACAAGCACCUGAAAAUGGUAAGAAACCUACUCGAAGAAGGAAGGGUUAUGAUGCUCGACAUCGUGUGGCUUUACGGUUGCUGGCAACAUGGCUUAAUGUCAGAUGGAUCAAAGUGGAAGCCAUUGAGACCAUGGUUGCUUGUUCAGCGAUGGCUUUGCUGAAAGAGGAAGAAUCAAAGGAGGAAAGCCAAUCUCCUGAUACUUCAUGGGCUAAGUGGAAACGAGGAGGAAUUAUAGGUGCAGCUGCAUUGACUGGUGGAACUUUAAUGGCAAUUACUGGUGGUUUGGCUGCUCCAGCAAUAGCUGCAGGCUUUGGUGCUUUAGCGCCUACGUUGGGCACUCUUAUUCCUGUGAUUGGAGCAAGUGGGUUCGCUGCUGUUGCUACUGCUGCAGGAAGUGUUGCAGGAUCUGUUGCAGUUGCGGCAUCAUUUGGAGCUGCCGGAGCCGGACUUACAGGAACCAAAAUGGCCAGGAGAACUGGAGAUGUUGAUGAAUUUGAGUUCAAGGCUAUAGGGGAAAACCACAACCAAGGGCGGCUGGCAGUUCAGAUCUUGAUCUCAGGACUUGUUUUUGAGGAGGAAGACUUUGUAAGACCUUGGGAAGUACAACAUGAUAAUUCUGAAAGGUAUAUAUUGCAGUGGGAAUCCAAGAAUCUUAUUGCUGUAAGCACUGCUAUUCAGGACUGGCUGACUUCAAGAAUUGCAAUGGAGUUGAUGAAGCAAGGUGCUAUGAUGACUGUGCUACACGGUCUUUUAACAGCAUUGGCUUGGCCAGCAGCUUUACUUACCAUUACUGAUUUCAUAGACAGCACAUGGUCAAUUGCUGUGGACAGAUCUGAUAAAGCAGGAGUGCUCCUAGCAGAAGUAUUGAAGAAAGGAUUACAGGGACACAGGCCUGUGACACUUGUAGGGUUUUCACUCGGGGCAAGAGUUAUUUUUAAAUGUCUACAGGUUCUGGCUGAGAGUGAAAAUAAUUCUGGACUUGUCGAAAGGGUCGUUCUUCUUGGGGCGCCUAUUGCAAUUAAAGAUAUGAACUGGGAAGCAGCUAGAAAGGUGGUAGCUGGUAGAUUUGUGAAUGCUUAUUCCACAAAUGAUUGGAUGCUUGGAGUUGCCUUUCGUGCCAGUCUACUUACUCAAGGCUUAGCUGGAAUUCAACCAGUUGAGAUUCCUGGUGUUGAGAAUGUUGAUGUAACUGAAUUCAUUGAGGGUCAUUCGACAUAUCUGUGGGCUACACAAGAUAUUUUAGAACUACUUGAGCUGGAUACUUAUUAUCCUGUUUUCGGAUAUCGUGCUGCAAAAACAUAGAUUUUACAUUUGUUAUUUCUUAUUUCAGUAAUAUUGCCUCUCUUACCGUGAGUUAGGCUAUUUGUUGUUGUGAGUUGUGACCAUAGAUUUAUCAACUGCAAAGCUUCAUUAAUGUGAAUAAGAUUUCCGAACAAGAA